AGAGUCUUUGGCUCUCUCUCGCUGCGGAAAGCAACAAAGCAUAUCAAUACACACGCCGGCAGUCGAGCUCAGACACUCGCUCUGUCCGCAGCUCGCACUUCUGCAGGGUGAAUAAUCGCAGACAGCCGGUCGAUUUCCUCACGCGCUCAGUCAUCAACAUGUUUGGCCAGCGACCUAUGACAACUGGAACCCGGCAGGAGGAGGAGAUGGUCAGCAAGUCCAAAAGGCAGCUUGCAGUGACUUCCGACCCUUUAGAAAAACUGAGGCUCCAGUGUCUUUCUAGAGGAUCCACUGGGAUACUUGGUCUUGGAAGGGUUUUCCGCAGGAUGGACGACGACGGCAGUCGGUCACUGUCCUUGGAAGAGUUCAUCAAGGGCCUCGCAGACAGCGGGCUCGAUUUGACUGACGGCGACGCCGCCACCGUGUUUUCCACUGUUGACAAAGACAGCAGUGGGUCGAUCAACAUCGAUGAAUUUCUGCUUGCGCUCCGGCCUCCCAUGUCCGCCCUCCGACGACGAUUAAUCAAAGAAGCGUUUACUAAACUUGACCGCACCGGGGACGGUUUUGUUAGCGUCGAUGAUCUCAAGGGUGUCUACAGUGUGAAGCACAAUCCUAAAUACCAGAGUGGAGAACUAACCGAGGAGCAGGUGCUCAACCGGUUCUUGCAGAAUUUCGAAAAAGAUGGACUGAUUGAUGGAAAGGUUACUGAAGAGGAGUUUACAAAUUAUUACGCAGGAGUUAGUUCAUCCAUUGACAGCGACCCAUAUUUCGACCUUAUGAUGCGCCAGGCAUAUAAAAUCUAAUUUUUCAAAAUACAAAAGUAAAAUCAUAUAAAACGUAAUGUCAAAUUUACUUAUAUAACCCCCAUUUAUAUUUAGCCAAAACAUUAUUAGAUAUGUGUUUAAGUAAUCAUCAUUUAAUAAAGUACUUAAAGAGUAAUACAUUAUUUUAAAUGAUUUUAACUUACCAACUUGAAUCAUAAUAAUAUAUUAUGUGGUGCAGAGCAGUUGCAAAUUUGGGAGAAGACGUAUACUAAUUAUAUACUAUUCACUUAUUGUUUGACAAGCGUAAUAAUUAUUAUACAUUUGAAGAAU
This is a messenger RNA of Cloeon dipterum, 1094 nucleotides long. RefSeq names its product calcyphosin-like protein. The record is from RefSeq and is a predicted model, not a curated record. NCBI's taxonomy places the organism in Eukaryota, Metazoa, Arthropoda, Insecta, Ephemeroptera, Baetidae. The coding region runs from base 159 to 803 and encodes 214 amino acids. The transcript is spliced from 5 exons. Gene Ontology annotation, molecular function: calcium ion binding.